GGCAGAUGAGAUGGGUCUUGCGCAUACAGAGACAAGGCAAGUGCGGAAGAAUAUUCAUGGCAGACGCGGGAUAACAAGGUACAAGAGAAUCACAAAAACAGUAAAAGAAAGAGAGCAGUACUGCACCCAUAGGGCCAUUCCAAUACUUUAUUCAUGCACACAAGUUUCACGUUCCGAAAUCUCGGGGCCCGGCGGGGACUCUCUGCCUGCACAUACUACAAAACAAUAUCCUCCCAACUCACAAUCCCUAGCUGCGGACUUACAGAGGGCACACUCUUGCUUUGCUUUAGAACUAACUUAAAGUUCAGAAAAUCUGCGCAAGUGUUCGUGUGGAGGUGUGUAGCAAGUAUGGAGAGAGCAAUGUCGAUAGCCAAGGAGCCAGAGCAGGUGAUGAUGUUGAGAGGGGGAUCCGUGCUGGGUAAGAAGACCAUUCUCAAGAGUGACCAUUUCCCUGGCUGCCAGAACAAACGCUUGUCUCCCCAGAUCGACGGUGCUCCCAAUUACCGUCAGGCCGACUCAUUACCUGUUCAUGGUGUUGCAAUCCCAACAAUCGAUGGAAUCCGCAAUGUUCUGAAGCAUAUUGGGGCUCAAAUACAUGGCAAGCAAGCACAAGUUCUAUGGAUCAGUCUUCGUGAGGAACCGGUGGUCUACAUCAAUGGGCGCCCCUUUGUUCUGCGUGAUGUGGAGCAGCCCUUCUCAAACCUUGAGUAUAUGGGAAUCAACAGGGGUAGGGUUGAACAAAUGGAAGCACGAUUGAAAGAAGAUAUCUUGAUGGAAGCUGCAAGAUAUGGAAAUAAGAUCCUUGUCACUGAUGAACUGCCAGAUGGUCAGAUGGUGGACCAGUGGGAACCAGUGUCUCGUGAUUCUGUAAAAACACCAUUAGAGGUGUAUGAGGAAUUGCAAGUAGAGGGGUACCUUGUUGACUAUGAACGUGUUCCUAUAACUGAUGAAAAACCACCAGAGGAGACAGAUUUUGAUAGUUUGGUUCAUAAAAUUUCUCAAGCCGAGAUAAGCACAGAGAUAAUUUUCAAUUGUCAAAUGGGACGUGGACGAACUACAACUGGGAUGGUGAUUGCAACUUUGGUCUAUCUCAACCGAAUUGGAUCUUCUGGUAUUCCAAGAACCAAUUCCAUUGGGAGAGUGUUUGAUGCUGGGGCUAAUGUUGUUGACCAUUUACCUAAUUCAGAAGACGCAAUUCGUAGAGGAGAAUAUGCUGUCAUAAGAAGCUUGAUUCGAGUAUUAGAGGGGGGUGCCGAAGGAAAAAGACAAGUGGAUAAGGUCAUCGACAAGUGUGCGUCAAUGCAGAACUUACGUGAAGCAAUUGCCACUUAUCGCAAUAGUAUUCUACAUCAACCAGAUGAGAUGAAAAGGGAAGCAUCGUUAUCCUUUUUCGUGGAGUACUUGGAAAGAUACUACUUCCUUAUAUGCUUCGCUGUAUAUAUUCAUUCAGAGCGAGCAUCCCUCUGUUCUAGUUCAUUUGAUCAUAGCACUUUUUCUGACUGGAUGAAAGCAAGGCCAGAACUGUACAGCAUUAUUCGUAGACUACUCAGGAGAGAUCCAAUGGGUGCACUUGGAUAUGCAACUUUAAAGCCAUCUCUCAUGAAGAUUGUUGAAUCUACCGAUGGCCGCCCUUGUGAGAUGGGUGUAGUUGCCGCCCUGCGAAAAGGAGAGGUUCUUGGGAGUCAAACUGUUCUUAAAAGUGACCAUUGUCCUGCUUGUCAAAACGCAACUUUACCAGAAAGAGUGGUGGGUGCACCUAAUUUUAGAGAAGUCCCUGGGUUUCCAGUUUAUGGGGUGGCAAAUCCAACCAUUGAUGGAAUUCGAUCAGUUAUUCAGAGGAUUGGCAGUUCUAAAGGCGGUCGCCCUGUUUUUUGGCACAACAUGAGAGAAGAACCUGUAAUUUACAUCAAUGGAAAACCUUUUGUUCUCCGUGAAGUAGAAAGACCAUACAAAAACAUGUUGGAAUACACGGGUAUUGAUCGUGAGAGAGUUGAAAAAAUGGAAGCUCGAUUAAAGGAAGACAUCCUUCGGGAAUCUGAACACUAUGGGGGUGCUAUAAUGGUUAUACAUGAAACAAAUGACGGGCAAAUAUUUGAUGCUUGGGAACAUGUGAAUACUGAUGCUAUUCAGACCCCACUUGAGGUUUUUAAAAGUUUGGAGGCUGAUGGUUUUCCCAUCAAGUAUGCACGUGUGCCCAUCACUGAUGGUAAAGCUCCCAAAAGUUCUGACUUUGACACAUUGGCAGUGAAUAUUGCUUCUGCUACCAAGGAUACUGCUUUUGUUUUCAAUUGCCAGAUGGGUAGAGGAAGGACAACAACUGGUACUGUAAUUGCUUGCCUUCUGAAACUUCGAAUUGAUUAUGGAAGACCUAUAAAAAUCCCACUUGAUGAUAUGAAUCACGAAGAGGAAAAUGGUGGCACUUCAAGUGGUGAGGAAACAGGAGUUAGUGUUGUUGUAUCAACCACCCGUAUCACAAAAGUAAGAUCUGAAAAGGAGCAAGGUCAGGUUUUUGGGAUAAAUGACAUUUUGUUGUUGUGGAAGAUAACGAGACUAUUUGAUAAUGGGGUGGAAUGCCGGGAGGUCUUAGAUGCUAUUAUUGACAGAUGUUCUGCAUUGCAAAACAUACGACAAGCGGUUCUGAAAUAUUGGAAUGUAUUCAAUCAACAAGAUAUUGAGCCAAGGGUAAGGAGACUUGCAUUGAACCGUGGGGCCGAGUGCUUGGAGCGGUACUUCCGUUUAAUCACCUUUGCAGCAUAUCUUGGAAGUGAAGCAUUUGAUGGGUUUUGUGGGCAAGGAGAAUCCAGGAUGACAUUUAAGAAUUGGUUGCAUCAGAGACCAGAGGUCCCAGCAAUGAAAUGGAGCAUAAGAUUAAGGCCUGGGCGAUUUUUUACUGUCCCUGAAGAGUUAAGAGCACCACUUGAGUCCCAACAUGGUGAUGUGGUGAUGGAUGCCCUUGUUAAGUCCCGUAAUGGUUCAGUUUUGGGUAAAGGCUCCAUACUGAAAAUGUAUUUCUUUCCUGGUCAAAGAACUUCCAGCCACAUACAUAUUGAUGGUGCACCAUACGUUUGCAAGGUAGAUGGAUUCCCUGUGUACAGCAUGGCAACUCCAACAAUUGCUGGGGCAAAAGAGAUGUUAGCAUAUUUAGGUGCCAAGCCUGAAGCAGAAGGCUCAGUUGCUUGUAAAGUGAUAUUAACUGAUCUGAGAGAAGAAGCGGUAGUUUACAUAAAUGGCACACCAUUUGUCUUGAGAGAGCUAAAUAAGCCUGUUGAUACACUCGAGCAUGUGGGAAUCACUGGUCCAGUGGUGGAACACAUGGAGGCAAGACUAAAGGAAGAUAUAUUAUCUGAGGUCAGACAGUCUGGUGGACGGAUGCUUUUACAUCGUGAAGAAUAUAGCACCGUACUGAGUCAGUCCAGUGUCAUGGGAUACUGGGAAAACAUUUUAGCAGAUGAUGUGAAGACUCCUGCUGAAGUAUAUGCCGCUUUGAAAGUUGAGGGCUAUAAUAUAACAUAUAGGAGAAUACCAUUGACUAGAGAAAGAGAGGCUUUAGCUUCUGAUGUCGAUGCAAUCCGGUACUGCAAAGAUGAUGCUGCAGGGUGUUACCUUUUUGUAUCGCACACCGGGUUUGGAGGAGUUGCCUAUGCGAUGGCAAUUACAUGCAUUAGACUUGGUGCAGAGGCAAAUUUUGCAUCAAAAACUCAGUCAUCAGUUGAUACAAAUCUACUUUCUAGGAAUGAAGAGAACUUGCCUUCUCAAGCUUCUGAUGAAGAAGCUCUGAGGAUGGGUGAUUACCGUGACAUACUAAGCCUUACAAGAGUACUCGCAUAUGGUCCCCAAAGCAAAGCAGAUGUUGACAUCAUUAUUGAAAGGUGUAGGGGUGCAGGGCAUUUACGAGAUGAUAUUCUCAAUCACAGUAAGGAACUUGAGAAGUUCCCAGAUGGUGAUGAUGAGCAGAGAGCUUACAACAUGGAUAUGGGAAUUAAGGCUUUAAGGCGGUAUUUUUUCCUAAUCACCUUCAGGUCUUAUCUUUACUCCACUUCAGCAGCGGAGAUGGAGUUCGCGUCGUGGAUGGAUGCAAGGCCUGAACUUGGACAUCUAUGUAACAACCUUAGAAUAGAUAAAUGAUUUCAGUCAUAUAACAAUGCUCGUAUAUUAGAUUUGUGUAAGCUGGCAAUGCCCGGAAAGACACAUCUCCACUUUACCAGAAAAUCAAACAUCCACAUGAACUGAUAAAAAAAAAAAAAAAA
Messenger RNA from Juglans regia (Persian walnut), 4247 nucleotides. Its product is annotated as paladin-like. The record is from RefSeq and is a predicted model, not a curated record. The transcript has 19 exons. Lineage: Eukaryota; Viridiplantae; Streptophyta; Magnoliopsida; Fagales; Juglandaceae. The coding region runs from base 154 to 4125 and encodes 1323 amino acids.